AUGAACAAGGCAGUUGAUGAAUCCACCUCGGGUUGUAACAAAAAGACUGAAAAAGUCGAUAAACUAAUUUAUGAUGCUCAAGUUUUCAUGGAGAAAUUCGAAAACUCCUUUGAGUCCAACACUGCUAAAGCCAACGAAAUAUUUUCUGGCCUAGGCUUUUCUCUAAAAAUUGAAAUGGCAAAAUUUCAAGAGGUUCGUACUGGUCUUCAAAAUGACCAUGAAAAGUUCCAGUCUUCUAUUACCUCUCAGUUCUCAAAGCUUCAUGAAGAUUUGGCAAUGGAAAACAAAAUCAUGGAUGCCUUUGCCCUCAAGACGGAAAAGGUGAAAGUCCUAACAAUUAAGCUUGACAACGCUGAAAAACAGACUUUAGCCAAGACAACUCCUUUAGUAAAGCCAAAGGUUAAAAUCGAACCAGAGCCUAAAGGAAAAGAGAAGCUUUUCUCAUAUGAGCCAAUCAUAGAUGAUAGUGAAGAAGAGGAGCUUGAUGAAGAAGAACUAAAAAGGAGAAAGGCUCGAGAAGCUGAGUUAGAUGAACAUCAGCGAAUUCAGAGUAAAGCUAGUGACUCUCCGAAUCAAUAUUUGUUAGAACCAUUUGUGUUAUUUGAACUUCAAAAUACUCAAUACUUGCAACUGGAUCUUCCAAUAACUCCCACGGCUUUCGAAUUUCGCUCCUUUAUCAAAGUUGGAAAUGUUCAAUCUAUUGAAAAUAGUGCUGAUCAACUACUCUUAGCAUUCUAUCUCAAGCACAUGAGGCCUCAGAACGAGACAUGGAGUGCAAGAAAGAUAACGAUAGUGAAAGUGACUGGACCAAUUGAAAAAGAAAGUUUUCCGAAUGCAAAAUUCAAAGUUGUCAGAGGUUUUGCGAGUCAAGUUCAUGAAUUCACUCUUGCAGACCUGCCGUGUAUCAACCCAUACAACUGGAUCAUGCUUUACAAUCUAUUGAUGCCAGAAGAGCAGAAGAAUGAGCCUGUUCUUAGUCACCUCAAGCUUAUGAUCAUUUCCUAUAUUCAAGAGGUGGAACUAUGGAUGUCGAGAUAG
Lactuca saligna is the source of this 1038-nucleotide messenger RNA. The record is from the annotation of a GenBank genome assembly. NCBI's taxonomy places the organism in Eukaryota, Viridiplantae, Streptophyta, Magnoliopsida, Asterales, Asteraceae.